Messenger RNA from Leptosomus discolor (cuckoo roller), 756 nucleotides. Lineage: Eukaryota; Metazoa; Chordata; Aves; Leptosomiformes; Leptosomidae. The record is from RefSeq and is a predicted model, not a curated record.
AUGGGCGUGAGGCAGGAGCUGCAUGAGCCGGAGAAGGUGUCCCUCAUUUGUAGGCUACUGCACCACUGUCCUCCUGGGGAGCUCGGCCAGGUUGCUGCUAUGGUCCAAGACGACAAGGUGGUGAGGCAGGAGGCUGCCCAUGUUGGGGCCUGUCACAACAAGAACAAAUUCACUCCCAUCCAAAUAAACAGGCACACCGUGCUACUGACCCACUACAACAACUUAGGGGCAAACCGUUUCUUUGACCCUCAGGACAAAUUCUCUUUUGUGUUUGACCACUUGAGCAGGGCAGCCAGCAAAUCCCAACUGCACGGUGCAAUGCUAAAUGAGGGGGAACUAUGGCGAGCCCUCCACAAGGGCUUGAAGGCCUCCAUCAGCUGCCACUUCCCUCUAGGGAAUAACUGCAUGUUCAAAAAAAGCCUGGGGAAGAGGCAGCUGGUUUUGGCCUGCAUUGAGGCUCGUCAGUAUCAGCCUUCAAAUCACAGGAACAGCCUUUGGAAGUCAGACUGGACUUUUGCCCUGACUCCAUUUACCACUCGGGUCACAGGGAUCAUUCUCCCCCAGAUAUACUACUUCAAAGAUGCCAACCUCCAUACAAAUGUCAGCUUUCAGUUUUGUCGGAGGGUAUAUGGGGGAAAAAAUCUGUGGAGGAAACUCCCUGUUAGUCCCACUUUUAUGAACUGGAAUAAACUACCGAAUGAUCAGUAUCUGAACACCAGUGUCUCCAAUACAGAAGUGCCUCUAUGCUUACUGUAA